This is a messenger RNA of Penicillium macrosclerotiorum, 1638 nucleotides long. Its product is annotated as UV-endonuclease UVE-1. Gene Ontology annotation, biological process: response to UV; nucleotide-excision repair; mitochondrial DNA repair. Bases 1 to 1638 code for a protein of 545 amino acids. Gene Ontology annotation, cellular component: mitochondrion; nucleus. The transcript is spliced from 3 exons. Gene Ontology annotation, molecular function: endonuclease activity. The record is from RefSeq and is a predicted model, not a curated record. Lineage: Eukaryota; Fungi; Ascomycota; Eurotiomycetes; Eurotiales; Aspergillaceae.
AUGGCCACACGCACACAGGAGGCCAACACAAAGCCCAUCGAUAUCCUCAAUGGGGAUGCCACUCCGCCCGCUGGACGGGCGCUCGCUUCUUUGGAUCCAGAAUCCGACGAGGAUGUCCCGGUGGACGCGGCGGAGCUGAAAGAAGCCCUCGGACGACCACCACCGGCUUGCUUGAAUACUUACCUUCGCAACUCAACCCCUCCGGUGUUCUGCUCUCGUACCUGUCGCAUUGCUUCCAUUCUAGAGAAUCGGCAUCCUCUUCAAUAUCCAGAUCAACCCGCGCAUCCAACCAAGAAUCGACCAGACCGUGAUCAGCCAGCCGAUAUAGCGCGAGGCCAGGCGUUUGUUGAGUCUCUUGGAUUAGCUAAUGCGCGUGAUUUGGUGAAGUUGAUACGCUGGAACGACAAAUACGGUAUCAAGUUCAUGCGAUUGAGCAGUGAAAUGUUUCCAUUUGCCAGUCACAAGGAGUUUGGAUAUAAACUAGCACCGUUUGCCUCCGAUGUCCUCGCCGAUGCAGGCCUGGUAAUUGCAGAACUCGGCCACCGGGUGUCAGUCCAUCCGGGGCAGUUUACACAAUUGGGAUCCCCCAAAAGAGAGGUGGUAGAGAGCUCUUACCGCGACCUCGCGUAUCAUUCUGAGAUGCUUCAGCUACUCAAGCUUCCCCCGCAACAAGAUCGUGAUGCUGUCAUGAUUUUGCAUAUGGGUGGAGUCUUUGGCGACAAGGCGGCCACGCUGGACCGGUUUCGUGCGAACUACGCUCAAUUAUCGAACGAUGUGAAGAAUCGAUUGGUUCUUGAAAAUGACGACGUCAGCUGGACUGUUCAUGAUCUGCUCCCUAUCUGCGAGGAACUAAAUAUUCCCCUGGUACUGGAUUAUCACCACCAUAAUAUCAUGUUUGAUGCCAAUGAGCUCCGGGAGGGAACGCAGGAUAUCAUUCCACUCUACGAUCGCAUUGCAGCUACAUGGUCACGAAAGAAUAUUACUCAGAAGAUGCACUAUUCCGAACCAGUUUCUGCGGCUAUCACGCUUCACCAGCGUCGCAAACAUAGUGAUCGCGUGGCUACCCUGCCUCCUUGCAUUCCUACAAUGGACCUGAUGAUCGAGGCCAAGGACAAGGAGCAGGCUGUGUUUGAAUUGAUGCGAACAUUCAAGUUACCUGGCUAUGAUCUUUUCAAUGACAUCAUCCCAUAUACACGAACGGACGAAAACACGCCUUUCAAACCGCCACGCAAAUCGAAAAAGAACGGUGGCUUUGUCGACCUUGAGGGGUCUGUUCCACCACCUCGGAUCAUCCCCGAUGAUGAGGUUGGCAUGGGAGGCCCGGAACGAAGGGUCUACUGGCCGCGGGGCAUGGAAGAAUGGCUUCCGAAGACUAGCCCCUCGAAGAUCAAAAUCGAUCCUGAUUCCACAAAUGGCGCUCUUGAAACACCAAUAAAGAAACCAACCAAGGCCUCAGGUCGCCGCACACCAUCGUCAACUAAGUCUUCGGCGAAGCGCAAGGCUUCAGAAAUCGAGUCUACACCAGAAUCAGAUGAGAUCAGUAGUCUAUCUGUCGAGAUGGAUACUGUCGCCACUCAGACCUCAACUCGGCGGAGUAGUCGCGCAAAAAAAGUCAACUAUGCGGAGGAUAGCUCAUAG